Messenger RNA from Triticum aestivum (bread wheat), 860 nucleotides. Its product is annotated as transcription elongation factor SPT4 homolog 1. Gene Ontology annotation, molecular function: zinc ion binding; RNA polymerase II complex binding. The transcript has 5 exons. Bases 136 to 519 code for a protein of 127 amino acids. Gene Ontology annotation, biological process: transcription elongation by RNA polymerase II; regulation of DNA-templated transcription; transcription elongation-coupled chromatin remodeling. Gene Ontology annotation, cellular component: nucleus; DSIF complex. NCBI's taxonomy places the organism in Eukaryota, Viridiplantae, Streptophyta, Magnoliopsida, Poales, Poaceae. The record is from RefSeq and is a predicted model, not a curated record.
AAAUACACAAAAGGUAGGAAAAAGAAAAGGAGAAGAUACGAGAGAGCUCUAGGACGGAACGAGCGAGGGAGCGAGCGAGACAGUACAGAAGCGAAUAGCAGGCGAGGCGAGGAGAGGAGGCGAGGGGAAGCAAGGAUGAGGGGCGGCGGCGGCGGGAUGAUGGACGACGGCGGGGUUGAGCACGCGCAGAUCCCGAAUAGCUUCGGCCACGAGCUCCGCGCAUGCCUCCGCUGCCGCCUCGUCAAGACCUACGACCAGUUCAGGGAGAAUGGCUGCGAGAACUGCCCCUUCCUGGACAUGGACAAAGAUCGCGACAACGUUGUCAGCUGCACCACCGCCAACUUCACUGGAAUAAUAUCGCUGAUGGAUCCUAAUAGGAGUUGGGCUGCUCGUUGGUUGAGAAUUGGGAGGUUCAUUCCAGGGUGCUAUACUCUGGCUGUCUCAGAGGAACUUCCAGAGGAGUAUCAGGGGAUGUGCCAAGACAACAACGUGCAGUACUUCCCUCCGAAGCGCCCCUGAGCAGGCUCGAAGUUGAUGCAGUCGUGAUCCUGGAGCAGUACUUUUACAUAUAGUUGCACCUGUAAUGUCUGCUGAUUAAACUGCCGCCAGUGUUAUGCAUACUCUAGCGAUUUGUGGAACGCUUCUGUACAACCUGGAGACGUUUUAAGCUGAACUAGUUCAUCGCACAUUUCUACUUGGACGAGACAUUGCAAGCUGUAGUUUUACUAGAUGACCCGUUGCGCCAAUGGCGCAAAGGCCGAAUGUAAGCCAGGUAUUGUAAGAGUGUGCAUUAACAUAUUGUUGUUCGAAAAGCAUAACUCAUGAUACUAUAUGCAGCAAGCAAGCGAUAGUCAUAAGCA